UACUCUCUCUCUCUCUAUCUGUCCAUCUAUCUAUCUAUCACCUUGAUUUCAAUAUUUUGUGACAAAUUUAAUUCUUCAUUUUUUGAGACCAUAGAAAGCAUAAAAAUUGGUUGAUUGUCUACGGUUCUUUAAAUUACCUCUCAUCACUUAAUUUGUCGAAAUUACCUCUGUUUUUCUCAAUUCAGUUUUUUGCAGUUUGAUUACAAUUUCAGCUCUCUCUACCAUACUAUCAGCAAGUGAUAAUGGCUGGACAAGUUGUCAAUAGACCAAUGUCUAUAUGUGACUUUGAAAUUGUUGAGAGAGACUCUGGUGGCACUGCUGUAGCGUCUUCUAACCAGAUCCAUCCUUGGAUCGACCCAGCAACAAUUAAACUCAAGCACAGGAUUGGAAGAGGGCCAUUUGGUGAUGUUUGGCUGGCGACACAUCACCGUGCAACGGAAGACUACGAAGAGUAUCAUGAAGUGGCUGUUAAAAUGUUGCAUUCCAUUAAAGAAAAUGAUGUUAAAGAUGUCUUGGUAAAGUUGGAGGAUUUACUUUCUAAAUGUCGGGGUUUAGAAAACGUCUGCUGGCUGCAUGGACUUUCCGUUAUAACUAAGAAAAUAUGCAUUGUUAUGAAAUUUUAUGAGGGCUCAGUUGGGGACAAAAUGGCUCGCCUCAAAGGGGGGAAGCUCUCGAUGAGUGAUGUUUUGAGGUAUGGAGCAGAUUUGGCUCAAGGAGUAAUGGACCUACACUCCAAGGAAAUUCUUAUUCUUAAUCUUAAACCUUUUAAUUUCCUUUUGAAUGAAAAUGACCGGGCGAUUCUUGGAGACAUAGGAAUUCCUUAUGUGUUACUUGGCGUUUCUCUGCCAAGUAUUGAUAUGAUUCGGAGACUUGGUACUCCUAACUACAUGGCUCCAGAACAAUGGCAACCCGAUAUUAUUGGUCCUCUAUCCUUUGAAACCGAUUCAUGGGGGUUUGGUUGCAGCAUAGUCGAGAUGUUGACUGGCAUUCAGCCUUGGAGUGGUAAAUCAAUUGAUGAGAUACACAAACUGGUAGUAAAGAAGCAAGAAAAACCACAUAUACCCAGUGGGCUCCCUCCUGCUGUUGAGAAUGUCAUUAUUGGUUGUUUUGAGUAUGACUUCAUGAGUCGCCCCAUGAUGUCAGACAUAUUACAAGCAUUUAAAAGCUCACAAAAUGCAGUUUACCAGGAUGGAGGCUGGACAGGUCUUGGAAGUAUAAUUAUAAGAGAAAAACAAGGUGGUGGUAAUUAUACUGAGUGGUUCCUUGCGAAGGAUCAUCUGCAAGUGGGUGACAUGGUACGAUCUAGAAAGUUACCAAACUCGUGCAAACCUGAAAACAUGGAUGUACCGGAGGGAAGUGUAGUUGGUUUAGAACGUGACACAGAUCGCGAUGGACUUGUUUUGGUGAGGAUGCAUGGACUUCAUGACCCAAUAAGAGUUCAUGCUUCUACAUUAGAACGUGUGACAUUUGGAUUGGCUGCAGGAGAUUGGGUGCUCUUGAAGAAAGAAGACAAGAGGCAUUCGCCCGUGGGUAUACUUCACUCCAUUGACCGUGAUGGAAAUGUAGCAGUUGGAUUUAUAGGACUCGAGACUCUUUGGAAAGGCAAUUACUCAGAGCUCGAAAUGGCAAAACCUUACUGUGUAGGGCAGUUCAUAAGGCUGAGAUCAAAUGUUUUCAGCCCUCGUUUUGAAUGGCCGUGGAGAAGAUGUGGUGAGUGGGCAGCGGGCAGAAUUUGUCAGAUACUUCCAAAUGGCUGCCUUGUGAUCGAGUUCCCAGGUAGAUUGACACUCAGUAAUGAAAACAGAAGCUUCUUGGCUGAUCCGGCUGAAGUUGAACUCGUGUCAUUCGACACUUGUCCAGGCUUGGUGAAGAAGUAUCAACAUCUUGAGGAUUUUCACUGGGCGGUCAGACCAUUACUGAUAGCAUUGGGUCUGUUUACUGCCAUGAAGCUAGGGCUUCGUGUUGGGAGGAAAUUGGGGAGGUCCAAGGUGAAGAAGGGACAUAAUCCGGCCAUACAAAAUGAUGGUCAACAUGUCGAUGGCCAAACUGGUGAGAACACAGCAUGGCGUCCUCCAAAAGUCGCAAACAUUUUCAGAUAAGGUGAUACAGAAACUGAGUUGCCAUGAUUUGAAAACUUGGCCUGUUAUGGAAAGCUGUAGAUUUCGCUGAAAUCUUGUCAAAAUUUGGAAAGCUCUUUCGUUAUUGUAAACAGAUGGUCGUUCUCGAAAGUACUCUGUCUACAACAUGCAUGUACGUACAAUGAUCUUGUGUAUAUAACAUACAUUCAUCUUCUAUGAUCUUCUGUAUGUUGUCCAUUAUGUUUAUGUUAAUAUCCGUGUGUUAUUAUUUCGAGGGAAACCUGCAACAUGAUAUAUGUAAGUUACCCUACAUGUACAGGGUACAUUGCCAGGGAGACAAUUGGCUGGAACAAAAAAGUUACGCUGCUUGGACAGGGUUUGGGAACAGAGUUGUUGAUAGGUGCUGUGUUGGCAACACCUGUGUUGUUCCUUUCUUUCUUUUUCAAACUUUUUAAUGAAAUGUUGACAUGUGUC
Olea europaea var. sylvestris is the source of this 2552-nucleotide messenger RNA. Its product is annotated as E3 ubiquitin-protein ligase KEG-like. The coding region runs from base 243 to 2099 and encodes 618 amino acids. The record is from RefSeq and is a predicted model, not a curated record. NCBI's taxonomy places the organism in Eukaryota, Viridiplantae, Streptophyta, Magnoliopsida, Lamiales, Oleaceae. Gene Ontology annotation, biological process: protein phosphorylation. Gene Ontology annotation, molecular function: ATP binding; protein kinase activity. The transcript has 6 exons.